AAUAUUCUGAUAUAAUAAUGUCGUUUGACACUGCUACUGGAAUGUAUAAUAGACCAUUUUUAUCAAAUUACAAUAAUUCGAACUUUUGGAAUGAUGUUGAAAAGGAAUCGAAAAAAUCGAUAGAUACCAGUAAAUCAAACACUUCGCAAGAAGCAGAUAUAUAUUACCAGUAUAUUUUGAGGGUUAUUAUACAAAAAGCAUCUCCUAUUGUAUGGGAUCCAAUUAUUUCUUGUGGUAUGAAUCAAGUUGAGAGUGACCAACAUAAGUAAGUUCCUGAACUUUGCAAAACAUGUGUUAAAGUUUAUCACCCAGCCCAUGAUUAUUCGCCAGUUCUGCACUAACUUGGCUUAAAUACUUUAGCUCUUAUAUAUCCUACAGAACUAUUAACUCGAAUUAAUUUCAAAGUACAAUUCUUAAUUACACGUCACACUUAUCCAUGCCAAUUUCUAACACCAAGUGCUUAAAAAAAUAGCGCGCCUUUGUAAUCGUUUAAUCGUCUUACGUCGUUGCCGUCGCAAUAAGAGUUGUGACGAUGGAUAAGCGACGGAUCGGGGUGACAUAUUAUAUUUUGCCAUAUUUGCGUUGUGUAAUAAUUCGAAAAGUGCUUAUAUAUAUAUAUAUAAGGUAUGAUAUGUUUUCUUUUUCUUCCUUCUGACAAUGUUUUCUCUAUUGACGUCUUGAAUGUAACCAGUAUGCGUUUAAGAAAUUUCAACAUUUAUUUAAUUUGAUUAAACUCAUUAACUUUAUUAUAAAACUUUUAAUACAUGAUAUAUAUUUAAUUUAUACAGUUAACAAUCUUCAAUGCUUAUGUCUCUUUGUAUAUACGAUCUGCAUAGUCUUUUACUCUCGCAUGCGAUCGUCUGUAUAAAGAGACAUAA
This is a messenger RNA of Melanaphis sacchari, 878 nucleotides long. RefSeq lists its product as uncharacterized. The transcript is spliced from 7 exons. The record is from RefSeq and is a predicted model, not a curated record. The coding region runs from base 18 to 269 and encodes 83 amino acids. Lineage: Eukaryota; Metazoa; Arthropoda; Insecta; Hemiptera; Aphididae.